AUUACUAGCACUAUGAUAUACUUCCUUCAGGCAUAAGAAAUUCUUUUUAUAUGUCUGUCCUUCAUGUAUAAAAAAGAAGCUUUGAGUGACAUCGUUGCUACAUGCUUUUGAUUGCCUAGCUUGUUGCUCCUCCGCCAAAAUCUCCAGUCUCAAUAUACUUCAAGCCAUCACUGCGCCGGAGAUCGUCUCCACCGUCGGGAUAUUAAUUAUCAUUGCUAACAAUUGUUCUCCUUUGAGAAAGUCUGAAAUUUAAUAUGGAACAAAGGAUGGAGAAGACUAGAAAUGGAAGUGAAGAGAAUCUUAAACUCGGGAGUCUUAUAGAUAUUGUACUCUCUUGGACCCUCGAGGAUGCUCUCAAUGAAAAUCUUUACAAAGACAAGGUUCAUAAGAUUCCAGAGACAUUUAAGUCAGCAACAGAUUACAAGAACUCUUUUAUUCCUCUAUUGUUUGAGGAAACACGCGCUGAUUUAUCUUCAAGCUUGUCUGGUGUGUCUCAAGCUGCUCUUUGUGAAAUCAAGAAUGUCGAACACAGCAAGCAGUUGAAACUUCGCAAAGCUCAAAAUCAAUUCAUUCAGUUCCAUCAUACCAUAUGGUUGAAGAGUACAACUGAUUAUGAACCUGCGUCAGGAGAUCUUAUUGCUAUUACAUACAUCAGGCCAAAAAGCUUAAAUGACUUGAACACACUUAACAGUCCCUACCAUAUUGCCUAUCUUAAUGGGGGUAAAAAUAGAUUUUCUGAUAGAAUCACAGUUCUAUCUUCCAAAUGCAUGAAGAUGGAUGUUGACACUCUAUCCAGGAAAAACAAUACACAGAAAAUGUAUGUUGUAUACAUUAUGAACAUGACAACAAAUGUUCGUAUUUGGAAAGCCUUGCACUCAAAGUCAAAAGGUGACCACCUCAACAUUAUUGAAAAAGUUUUGCAACCUAAUCUCAAUAGUGGAGAGAACUGCAAAAUUUGCAUGUCUGGAUCAAAUAGUCAAGCCUCUUUCAUUACGAAAGACAUAAUUCGAUCUCAGAAUCUGAAUGAAUCCCAACAAGAUGCGGUUACAAGCUGUGUUCGUAUGGUAGAUUGCUCUCAUGCUAAUACCAAACUGAUAUGGGGACCACCAGGGACAGGAAAAACAAAGACUGUUGCAUGCUUGCUUUUUUCUCUACUCAAGUUGAAAUCAAGAACAUUGACCUGUGCUCCAACUAAUACUGCAAUUUUGCAGGUGGCAAUUCGUUUGCAUAGUUUAGUUACAGAUUCACUUGACCAUGAUACAUAUGGUUUAGGUGACAUUGUGCUAUUUGGCAAUGGGAAAAGAAUGAAAGUGGAUAGUUAUCCAGGUCUUGAAGAUAUCUUUCUUGAUUAUCGCGUGAAAAAUCUCAUGCAGUGCUAUGCUGAAUGGAACCAUAGUUUGGUAGCAAUUAUCGAAUUUCUUAGUGAUCCUAGCAAACAAUAUUUCUUGGAGAUGUCCAAAAAGGAUUUUGUUAUGGAUAAAAAUAGGAUUUUAGCAUCUGCAUAUCAUGCAUACAAGAUAAAUAAGGGGAACCAUGGUCUAAUUAUGAGGUUUGAGAAUUAUGUUCAGAAGGCUCGGACAGAAAUCACUAAGCUAUACCAAUUGGAUGAGAAUGACAAAAAGGAAUGUAUGUUGACAAUUGAGCGAUUUGUGAAACAGAGAAUUGAUAAACUAAGAAUGAAUAGAGUCAAUUUCUUCAUGACCGUAUUUACAAGCUUAAUGCAGCUGUUUGAGGACCCUAGAGAGCAAAUUUUCUCAAAGAUGGGUUACAAGUCCCUUGAUGAUUUUGCUACAAAUAGUAUUGUAGUAUCUGCAUAUAGUGCAUACAAGCAAAAUAUAAGGUAUGAUAAAUAUGAUGAUUCUUUGACUUUUGAGGGAUAUGUGAAGAGAGCAAGGAAAGAUAUUAUAGAGCUAUACCAAAGUAUCAUGACCAUGGAGCAAUUUGUGAAGCAGAGAUAUUUAGAAUUAAGAGAGAAGCUAAAGUUCUUGCUACUUACCUUAUACAUCCACAUGCCAAAAUCUUUCAUUUCAGUGAACAAUAUUCUCCAAGCUCUUGACUCGUUAAAAUCACUGGAAAUUUCCUUGAGUCAAGCCAAAUUUAAGCAAGCUGUUGAUGAUUGUGAAGAAGAAAGCAUUCCUGCUUGCUUUGGACCAUCAAGUUUGGAAAGAAAGGAUUGCCUUCACAUACUAAGUUUCCUUUCCAAGUCAAUUUCGCUUCCUGAUUUUAAAGUGAGACAUCAAGUGGAAAAGUUUUGCUUGUCAAAUGCUAGUCUAAUUUUGUGUACUGUAUCAAGCUCUAUCAAACUUUACUCAGAAGAGAAGAGUCCGGUGAAAUUUUUAGUUAUUGAUGAAGCAGCUAUGCUAAAAGAAUGCGAGUCAACCAUUCCAUUGCAGCUUCCUGGUCUCUGUCAUUGUAUCCUAAUAGGUGAUGAGAGGCAACUUCCUGCAUUGGUAAAAAGCAAGAUUGCAGACGAGUGUGAAUUUGGACGAAGUAUGUUCGAGAGGCUAGUUACUUCAGGCUACAAGAGGCAUAUGCUUAAUGUUCAGUAUAGAAUGCAUCCAUCAAUUAGCUUAUUUCCAUGCAAAGAGUUUUAUGAUGGAAAAAUUUCUGAUGCCGUCAUUGUUGGGAAAGAAAAAUAUAAUAAGCAUUUCCUUGAAGGAAAAAUGUAUGCUUCUUAUUCUUUUAUUAACAUAGCCAAGGGAAAAGAACAAUUUGGUCGCGAAAACAGUUUGAAGAACAUGGUUGAGGUAGCUGUUAUUUCCAAGAUACUUGAAAGCCUAAAACAUGAAUUUAUGAGGACAAAGAAGAAAGUGAGCAUAGGCAUCAUAUCUCCAUAUAAUGCUCAAGUUUUUGAAAUUCAAGAGAAAGUUAAGCAGUACAUUGCGGUUUCUGAUACCGACUUCUCUGUUAGUGUCCGGUCUGUUGAUGGUUUUCAAGGCGGCGAGGAAGAUAUAAUAAUAAUAUCAACUGUAAGAUCAAAUGAGAGUGGAAAAGUGGGGUUUCUUUCCAAUAGACAAAGAGUUAAUGUGGCAAUCACUAGGGCUAGAUAUUGCCUUUGGAUAUUAGGAAAUGCAGCUACUCUAAUCAACAGUGACUCGGUUUGGAGAAAUGUAGUUCUUGAUGCUAAGAGAAGAGAUUGUUUCCAUAAUGCUGCAGAGAACAAGAAAUUGGCCCGGGCUAUUAAUGAUGUCUUGUUCGAGAUCAAACUACUUGAUGGAUCUGAGUCGCCAUUUAAGAAACUCAGUUUAGGUGGAAAAUCAGAAAAACCAACUACUUCCUCCAGCUCUAGGGCACCUAAACAAAGGUGGUGAAGCAUGGGGCUUGUAUGAUUACAUUGAAACUAUCCUAACUCAUCUUUCUUAUCAAUGAAUGUUAGUGUUCUAUUUCCAGUGAGACUCUUACAAAAAGAAAGGGUGAAGUUUUUUUUUUUUUUUUUUGAAUAGUAAAUACUAAAUAUUCAAUUUCGAAAUUGUAUUCUGUUUAGUUAAUGUGUUUUGUCAAAUUAAUGUGAAUUAGUUUUGUUUGGAUAUUGGUACCUAACCAAAUUUCAUGUACUUAAAAGGAUUUGUAGUCCCCCGCCUUACCACUCUACCAUAUCGCCAAAAUUGUACAGAAAAAUAUAUCCGAAUACCACUUGUCCUCUCAAAAAAA
Molecule: messenger RNA, 3651 nt
Organism: Medicago truncatula (barrel medic)
Lineage: Eukaryota; Viridiplantae; Streptophyta; Magnoliopsida; Fabales; Fabaceae
Product: probable helicase MAGATAMA 3
Exons: 9
Coding region: 255-3311 (1018 amino acids)
Molecular function (GO): helicase activity
Source: RefSeq, a predicted model, not a curated record